Hermetia illucens (black soldier fly) is the source of this 1020-nucleotide messenger RNA. RefSeq names its product brachyurin-like. Bases 50 to 907 code for a protein of 285 amino acids. NCBI's taxonomy places the organism in Eukaryota, Metazoa, Arthropoda, Insecta, Diptera, Stratiomyidae. Gene Ontology annotation, molecular function: serine-type endopeptidase activity. The record is from RefSeq and is a predicted model, not a curated record. The transcript has 3 exons. Gene Ontology annotation, biological process: proteolysis.
ACGAUUCAGUUUUUUACAGUUUUUAUCAAGAAUUCAAUAACGAUCAACGAUGAAUUCUACUUUAGUCUUCAUAGUUCUAAUUUCCGUCAGUCUUGGAUCCUGUUUCUCUAUCAAUCAAAGACAUGACCAGUUGUUUGAAGAUAGCGUUAAAUUUCCUCAAAAUACAUGGUUUAGUGGUUUUUCGGAGCGGAUAGUUGGUGGAAAUGAAGCGUUAGAUGAACAGUUUCCCUACCAAGCAGGGCUCAUGCUUCAACAAACUGAUCGGAAUACUUGGUGUGGGGGAUCAAUUAUCGACCGUAGAUGGAUCCUUACAGCUGCUCAUUGCUUAUAUGAAGCACUUAGCGCUAAGGUUCAUUUGGGGAUCCAUAAUAUCUGGGCAACUAAUGAAAUUGGUCGCCAAAUUAUCGAAGUGUCAAGUGACGGUUUCAUAAUUCAUCCAGGUUAUGACAAUGUGUUGCAUGCAGACGAUAUUGCUCUAGUUAAGUUGCCAAUAGACGCAAGGAUCAGCCCUGGUAUUAAAAUAAUCGCACUGCCUCCAUCUAAUACCGAUAAUAGCUUCUUUGGUGAAACUGUUGUAGCAUCUGGUUGGGGGCGUGAUUCUGAUCAGGCAACUACAGUAUCACCAGUUCUUAGAUAUGUCGAACUAACGGUCAUUUCCAAUGAUCGCUGCUCCGUAUAUUUUGCGGGAUUGAUAAGGCCUGGUAAUAUAUGCACAGACGGGGAAUCAUUCAAAUCGCCUUGCAACGGAGAUUCUGGUGGACCUUUGGUUUUUGGAAGCGGUAAAAACAAAAUUCUGAUCGGAUUAACUUCUUUCGGAAGUGGCCGUGGAUGCGAAAAAGGAUACCCUGCAGUAUUUACACGGGUUACACAUUACCUCUAUUGGAUAAAACAACAGACAGGUAUAUAGAGGACAUUGAGAUAGUAGUCAUAGGAAACAGGAAGGCUUUGACUAUAUAUUUAAUAUUGUAGUGAUUACUAAUUUAACUGUAAUUUACAUUGAGCUCAAAUUAAUAAAAUGUA